Messenger RNA from Camponotus floridanus (Florida carpenter ant), 5780 nucleotides. RefSeq names its product retinal-specific ATP-binding cassette transporter. Gene Ontology annotation, cellular component: membrane; intracellular membrane-bounded organelle. Lineage: Eukaryota; Metazoa; Arthropoda; Insecta; Hymenoptera; Formicidae. Gene Ontology annotation, biological process: transmembrane transport; lipid transport. The transcript has 25 exons. The coding region runs from base 685 to 5688 and encodes 1667 amino acids. The record is from RefSeq and is a predicted model, not a curated record. Gene Ontology annotation, molecular function: ABC-type transporter activity; ATP binding; ATP hydrolysis activity.
UACAGUAUACUAUAGAGCUCAUUAAUUUAUAUCGUGCAUAGUUCCCUUCCACUGCUUUAUCGAACCCGCAUUUUGGACAACGGCUUGGCAGGAGCAAGUAGCAAGUUGACGUAGUUUGACGCUGACGCCUGACGUCAAACACCGUUGUGUAUCAGGCAAUCUUUAUCAAUGUAUUAUUGUGUAUUAUUGUGAAUUACAUUUUAUAUUUAUUUUAUUCAAAAUCCGAAACAGAAUUAUCUUAUCGACUUUGAUAAUACAAUAAGAUGAAGCUUUGUAAGACAAAUAGCUUUUUUAUUGCGUCGAAUAUAUACGUUUCCGGAAUAUAUUUUCGAUAAUGCGAUAUUUUGCGUGAAAUUUGCUAUGACAAUAGAAGACACUGUUUUAUACUUAAGAAAGAAGAAUUAUAUUACAAAAUCAUUUCACAAGAAAUAUAUUGGAUUAUACUGAAGACUUUUACAUUUUGAUGUUCAAGGUUGUAUAUAGCCCAUUUAUUAUAUAAUAUGCUUGAAGUUGAAGCCAACAUACGCUUGAAAUUGAAGCCAACAUAUACGCAUCAAUUCUAAUAAAUUAUUCAAAAGCUUUCAUGUACUUUCAAUGACAAGCAGUACAUACACUAUUUAGAGAGAUUUAAAUAUAAUUUAAUAAUAAAUAGUUGAAAAAAUUAUCUUCAAAGUUAAAACAAACAUGGCUAGCGAAUGGAAAAUCUUUGGUUUGUUGCUAUACAAGGACUUGAUAGUACGCAUGAGACAUUGGGGUAUGACAUUAUUCUUACAAGCUUUAGUUCCCAUUGGAUUAUUUGUAUUAUUACAAGCAGUGAGAGAUUUUAAUGCUGAACCGCCAACUAUACUAAAUGAAAGUACAUAUUAUCCUAUACAAACGCAAGGUGACUUAAUGCAAACAAUUGAUUUUGGUUUAAAUUAUGUAUAUUAUCUGCCAAAGAAUGCAUAUACAUUUAAGACUAUGGAAUCUGCUAGAAAAUGUCUUAGUCUUUUGCCUGACAAUGUCAAAGAUUUCUCUAAUGAAACUGAAAUGAUAAAUGCUUAUACAAUUUCUGAGGCAGAAAGUAAGAUACCACUUUCUGUGGUAGCAAUUGUUUUUGAACAAUAUAAUAAAAGUACCACAAAAUACAAAAUUAGACAUUCCUGGAAAAUUCCAAAUGAUUUGUACCAAACUAUAUUAGGAGAACAUAUGAGUGCAUCACCUACAAUGUACUUUGAUAUGAAUCCAAUUGUGCAAGUUCAGAUGUGCGUAGAUGAAGCAAUUAUAAAUCAAGCAGCAACAAAUUCUAUGUCAAACAUAAAGAUGUCAAUACAAAGAAUGCCUUAUCCACCACAUAUUAAAAUAGACCCAGCUGAUAUAAUGUUACGUGAAAUAAUUUGUACAUUUGCAGUUAUGGUUUUUGUAAUCCCGCUUUGUGUGGAAGCUACCUAUGCAUCAAAAGAGAAGUUUAUUGGUGUAAAUGUUUUAAUGGCGAUGAAUGGAGUCAAAUUGUCUUACAAUUUAUUAAGCUGGUUAAUUACAGGAAUAUUAUGUAGCAUUCUUUAUGUAGUACCAAUAACUAUAUUAUUUAAAAUUACUUUUUCUACAAAUGUUGAAGCCUAUUUACAUUAUGGAAAUGGAUUUAUAUUUUGGCUUAUGUUUACUACACACAUUGGUCAUCUUAUAACAUUUGGCAUGCAUAUUGCAGCAUACUUUACAAGACCACGUUUUGUGACAACUGCUAUAGCUAUCAUAUAUGUAGCAGCAUUGUCACUUGAUGGAAAUCUGAUAAGGGAAGAAGCUUUUGGAAUUAUAUCAUAUCUUGGUAUAAUAUUUCCAAAUAUUCUGUUUUAUAGAUUGUUUCAAGAAAUAAAUGCAUAUGAAAGCAAAUUAAUUGGUAUUCAAUGGAACAAUAUUUUUAUUCCUGGACACGAGGAAUAUGGUAUUGUAGGAAGUAUAGGCUUCAUAUUUCUUUUCUCAGUCUUGGGUGCUGUGAUACAUUUUACACUUGCUGUUUAUAUAAAUGCUAUAUUUCCCGGUAAAUACGGAGUUCGAAAGAAUCCAUUAUAUUUUUUAAAGUGUAUCAAGAAAAAUAAAAUAUCUCUGGACGAAGAAAUUAUUGACUUCGAUUAUGAUAAGAAAAUUAAUGAAGACUUUGAACCAGUAUUAGAUGGUGCACUUACACCUGGAAUACAAAUACGUGAUCUUAAGAAAUCAUAUACAACGAGUUGGCUACGAAAAUCUAAAGUUCAUGCAUUAAAAGGAAUUUCUGUAGACUUUUACAAGGGACAAAUUACUGCUCUGCUUGGACAUAAUGGAGCAGGCAAAACCACACUUAUGUCUAUAUUAACAGGUGUAACGAGUGAGACGGAAGGAAAAGUGUUUAUAAAUGGCAAAAACAUAAGAAAGCAUCUACAUAGUAUUAGAAAAGAUUUAGGUUUAUGUCCUCAAGAAAAUAUGGUUUUUCCAGAUUUAAAUGUAUUCGAACAAGUAGAAUUUUUUGGUUUGUUGAAAGCUAAGAAUAAAACUAGAUUGGAAGUCAAACAAGAUGUUUAUAAGUUACUUGCUAAGCUAAAGCUUUCUGAAAAACGAAAUUUUCUUCCUAGCAAAUUGUCUGGUGGUCAACAGAGAAGAUUGUGCCUCGGAAUGGCACUCAUUGGUGAUGCUAGUACUAUAGUUUUGGAUGAACCAACAUCGGGAAUGGAUCCUGAAACUAGACGAGACACAUGGGAUAUUAUAUUAAAACUCAGAGGAGAGAAAACAAUAUUAAUUAGUACACAUAAUAUGGAAGAGGCUGAUAUACUUGGUGAUAGAAUCGCUAUAGUACAUUCAGGUCGCCUUAAAUGUUAUGGUACCCCAAUGUUUUUGAAAAAACAGUAUGGUCAUGGUCAUAUAGAAGUUACUUUAUCAACAAAAUCUUGGUGUAUUCCUGAAAAAGUUAUAAGUAAAUUUGAUAUCAGGACGCAACAACUUUGUGUUGAUACUGAAAAAAUUGUUUUAAAUGUACCAUAUACUGAUUCUCUGCCACAAUCAUUAGAUAAAGUAGAAAGUCAAAAGAAAAAAUUAGGAGUUACUGGAAUAAGCGUGUCAUUGAUUACUUUAGAACAAGUUUUUCUAAAAAUUGUGAAGAAAGAAGAUAAUGGAAGUCAUCUUAAUGAAUUAUUUACAGCUCCAUUAAGCAAAGUUACAGGAAGUAUGCUAUGUAUGCAAUCAAUACUAGCAUUAUUUGCUAAGAAAUUCACAUAUACAAGGAAAAAUAUAACUACUUUAUUGAUGAUUAUAAUUCUUCCUAUCUUGUCGGUAUUUUUAAUGGCCUCAAGUUAUAAUUUACCAAAAGAUUCCACAGAUAUUAUUCCAUUAAAUCUCGGUAUGUACAAAUAUCCGAAAACUUUAUAUUCGUCAGACAAUGACACAAUUAAUCAGAAAUACAGAGAUGUUGUUCAAUAUUUCGGCGAAGCAGAACGCGUAGCGGAUAUGAGUGUUGCAAAUGCUCUUCUGAAUUUUUCUGUACGAGAUAUUGCGGAAUAUCGUAACAAUUUUAUCGUAUCUGCCGAAUUUAAUUCCACUGAAAACAACACGAUAUUGGCUAAUGGUUUUUAUUCUGCCAUAGCAUUCCAUAGUGUACCGUUAACAAUGAAUCUUUUGAGUAAUGCGCUUAUCAAGACUUUUGCUGGUGAUCAACACUCGAUUCUUAUAUCCAGGCAACAAUUACCAAAUACGAUUAUUUCGACUAGACAAGCGCCAGAAGAGGAAUCGCUCUCGCGCGUCUUAAUAUUCUGUGGAUUUUUCUUUCCUACUGUGGCACUGUUUGUUGUGCAUCCUCUGCAAGAAACAAUGACGAAAGUUAAGCAACUUCAACGUAUGACUGGUGUUACGUCGCUGUCAUACUGGGGUACAAUGUUCACUUUUGAUCUUGUGUUGUAUACAGUAUGUGUACUGCUGAUUACCUUGGCAUUCUACAUUAUGGACAUUAUUCUUAGUCUUCAUGUAUAUUAUACAACAGAAAUAUUAUGUACGAUAUUAAUCUUGGAGUUGUUUGGUAUUAAUGCUUUACUUGUCGUCUACAUAUUUAGUUUUAUGAAUAAAUCAAGAAAUACAAUAAUAACCAUUUUGGCUCUUGCACCUCUUGGUCUUGCUCUAAUACAAUUUCUCUUACAUCAAGUAAUACACAGUUUUAAUUGGCUUAAACCGCUACAUAUCAUACAAAAAGGAAUCUUUCGUUUAAUUCCUUAUAUAAGUUUGUUCCAUGGUGAGCUAUCCUUUUUCAACAUAGCUGCACAAAAUGCGAGAUGUCGUCGUCUACCAAAUAUGUUUCAGAAUAUAAUUUGUCUUAUACCUGGUGAUGUUUGUUGUGGUUUGGAAUGUGCAGAUGGAGUUUGCAAAAAACAACUGCCUUAUUUUAAGGACUUUAAGGAUGAUAUGAAUUUCGAAGAAAGUAUAGUAUAUUUAUCUGUAACGCCAAUUUUGUAUUUUGCUAUAUUGAUCAUGCUAGAAGAAAAAAUAUUUCCGAAAUUAUUUAGAAAGAUGAUUAGUACAAAACUAAAAAUUGAACAAGAAAACAUGGACGAUCAAGUAAAGAAAGAAAAAUUUGCAGUAGCACUAGAAAUUAAUAAAAUUAACAGUCAAAAUGAAAAUGUUAAAAAACAAGAAUUCAAAAAUUCAAAUAUUAAGGAUAUCAAUAAUACCGAAUUAAUACCAAAUCCAAACGAAGAUAAGAGCCUCUUUUUAGUGUAUGAAUUAAGCAAAUAUUAUGGAAACCUAAUGGCUGUAAAAGAGAUUAGUUUUCGGGUAAAACCACGGGAAUGUUUCGGAUUGCUUGGUGUAAAUGGUGCCGGUAAAAGUACAACUUUCCGAAUGCUAACUGGAGAAGAAAUGUCUGACAGUGGCUUGAUGUACUUAGAACGAGCGGAAAUUUGUUCGAAUAGGAAAAAAUAUCUCUCUGAAAUGGGAUACUGUCCACAAACCGAUGCUUUAAUACCCUCCUUGAACGCUUUCGACCAUUUACGAUUAUUCGCUCGUCUGCGCGGCAUACCAAAGUCCAAUGUAGAAUUGGAAGUUAAUAAAUGGAUUAAUAGACUGAAUUUAACUGCUUGCAUGAUGCAGCCAAGCGGUACUUACAGCGGUGGAAACAAGAGACGCUUAAACAUUGCGAUAGCUCUAAUCGGAAGUCCUACUCUUGUUCUCUUAGACGAACCUACAACUGGUGUUGAUCCUGCAGCUAGAAGAUCGCUAUGGAAUACUUUGCAAUCUUGCCAAGCAGCAGGACAAGCCAUUAUACUUACAUCUCACAGCAUGGAAGAAUGUGAAGCACUUUGCAAUCGAUUAGUGAUUAUGGUGAAAGGUGAAUUGGUUUGUAUUGGUGCAAGUCAAGAAUUAAAGCAACGAUUUGGAGCAGGUUAUGAUAUUCAUAUAAAAUUAAAUCCUGGCCGAUCGGAUGAGGAUGUUAAAAAUAUCAAGAUGAUCAUUGAAUCUACUUUAAUAUGCGACAUUAGAGAUGAUAAUUUGGGUUUACUUGCCUACCAUGUAACUGAUUGUAACACAACGUGGGAAAAAAUGUAUAAUACAAUAAAAGAUCUUAAGCAAAGAUAUAGUUGCAUUGAGGAUUAUGCUGUUUUAUCUGCAACUUUAGAGCAACUCUUUAUUCAGUUUGCAAGAGGUGUUGAAAUGCCUAAAUCUUCAACUUGUAUUACUAAUCAUGAAGAAGUAUGAAAAUGAAUAUGAUAUAUAUAUAUAUAUUAAAUGUCAAUAUAUACUUAAAUAAAUAGACUGAUAAUAUAUUGGCAUAUUAAUUACGUUAUAGA